AUGACCUUCAACGGCAACUGGAAAGUAGACCGCAGCGAGAACUAUGAGAAGUUUAUGGAACAAAUGGGUGUCAACAUGGUGAAAAGAAAGCUGGCGGCUCACGACAACCUCAAAGUCACCUUGGAACAAACUGGGGACAAGCUUCACGUGAAGGAGAGCAGUAACUUCAGGACAAUUGAGUUAGACCUUACCCUGGGAGUGACCUUUGAGUACAGCCUUGCAGAUGGAACAGAGCUAUCCGGCUCGUGGGUCAUGGAGGGAGACACAAUGAAGGGAGUUUUCUUCAGAAAGGACAACGGCAAACAGCUCACCACCACCAGAGUGUUAGUCGGAGACGAACUAGUACAGACCUACCUCUACGAGGGUGUGGAAGCCAAAAGGAUUUUCAAAAAAGCCUAG
Molecule: messenger RNA, 399 nt
Organism: Knipowitschia caucasica
Lineage: Eukaryota; Metazoa; Chordata; Actinopteri; Gobiiformes; Gobiidae
Source: the annotation of a GenBank genome assembly